Pygocentrus nattereri (red-bellied piranha) is the source of this 2689-nucleotide messenger RNA. Its product is annotated as putative protein TPRXL. The transcript is spliced from 21 exons. The coding region runs from base 182 to 1135 and encodes 317 amino acids. The record is from RefSeq and is a predicted model, not a curated record. Lineage: Eukaryota; Metazoa; Chordata; Actinopteri; Characiformes; Serrasalmidae.
CUCUAGCCCUCCACCCAAGUGGAAGCUGAUGUAUUUCCUCUCCUUAACUAAAGGAACUGCCAGAAUAAGCAGCUGUGAGCUGGAUGUGAGCACCUCUGCGUAUAACCGUUGGCACUGUUCAACCUUUCUGAAGCUGUAGAGUGAUACCGUUGUACCACUGGUGCACCAACCAGAUAGCACCAUGGUUCCAAGGGUCACUAUCCUUCUCUUUUUGUGUCUUCUCCUCUUCGCAAUCAAGUCUACUCUAGCAGAAGGUGAAACAAGCGAAAACAAGUCAGCUUCAAAUGGCACAACGAAUUCACCUUCCACAUCAGCCAUUUCACCAACUGUCAGCACGACAGGGAACGGGACAAUGAGCCCUUCCAUAAACAUCAGGGGGACACUUGGCAACAAUGAAACCUCAAAUGAAGAAAACAAGUCAGCUUCAAAUGGCACAACGAAUUCACCUUCCACAUCAGCCAUUUCACCAACUGCAAGUGAAAACAAGUCAGCUUCAAAUGGCACAACGAAUUCACCUUCCACAUCAGCCAUUUCACCAACUGAAGCCUACACUAAUCAAACUACUGCAACGCCAAAACAAAAACUCGAUCCUGCCUCUACCAAUGCCACCACAACAUACGGUAAUCCAGAUAAGGGAAGAGAGAACGUUGGAACCUCUGGGCCACAGUCUGGUCAACUGCCUACAAGUCCAAGUAAUCCAGAUAAGGGAAGAGAGAACGUUGGAAACUCUGGGCCACAGUCUGGUCAACUGCCUACAAGUCCAAGUAAUCCAGAUAAGGGAAGAGAGAACGUUGGAAACUCUGGGCCACAGUCUGGUCAACUGCCUACAAGUCCAAGUAAUCCAGAUGAGGGAAGAGAGAACGUUGGAACCUCUGGGCCAAGUACAUCAAGUCCAAGUACAUCAAGUAUGUUACAGAAAGCAGAUAUGAAAUAUUUUUGGCUUUUGUUGCUUGUGGGAGUGGCAGGUGUCUGUGCAUUCAUAUACAUCAGAUGCAAAAAAAAAAGCCCUCGUGCAGAGACGACAGACAGUGGAACUGAGAAUGCUUCAUUCCAAAGGACUGAAAGUAACAAAGAUGGGGUCAUGCUGCUUGGAGUGAAGUCAUCAGGCAGUGAAGCGAAUGCUGCAGCAAAAUAAGCAGAAGGAAGAACUGAGACAGAAGCCUAAGGAAGCAGACACAUUGAGCCUGGGACCUACACUGACUACACAAAAGAAAAACUACACUGAAGAAAAACUACACUGAAGAAAAAUGGAUGAUGAGCAGCAGAAGCUUUACUUAUAGAUAAAGAGGAAUGGGAAAUUUUGGAUAUAAUGUUUGGAUUAUAUAUGUUUAUGUGUAUUGUGAAUUGGAACCCUGGGUUAAUAUGAGCAAAAAAGCUGAACAAAAUAAGCUUUACUUCGUAUUUCCUUUUCUCAGCAAUGUGAGAAAAUAGCAUGAUUUUAUUGCAGCAUCAUUGCUGGGAAGAUGCAUCUAUUCACUUUUGUUCAUUCAGAUUUCUAAGAGUGCUGGUAAUUGUGAUAUAAAUAUUUUUGAGAAAAUAUUUAUAUGAUUAUAGUUCUUUUCCAAUUUGAACAGUUUAAUCUUGCUUAAAAUUUAGACAUGAGAGUAAAGAUUAAGCUGAUAAACAGUAAUGACAGCCUCUCACAGACGUUCUUGUUCAUGUUUACCAAGGGUGCUAAUAAUGCUGCAGUCUAAUGUAUGUAUCAGCUGGAAAAUGACUUCAAGCUUUUGAAAAAGAAUGCUUGGAAACUGAAAAAGAAGAGACGAGGUCUCCUUUGUGUCAUUUAUAUACACAUUUCACUGCCAAAAAUCGGCAGUGCAUGGCGUUUCUGCCACAACAGGAACAUAUUCAUUUAAAGCACUGACCUGCAACCAUUACAGACAUAUUUAUGUUAACAUUACACAGACGGUGAGCAGCUGGUUGGUAUUACGGUUAUGUUGAUCAGUGAGGUCUGGGUGUUGGCUUUAUUUCUGAGUUUAGCAUGUGCUAAAGGCUUUAGUCCAACAAAUCAGGAUCCAGCUCGAGAUCAUAGAUAAACAGACAAUGAUGUAAAGCAGACUUUCCACAGCUUAAAGGGCAGCGUUCUAUUUGUGCAAAAAUAUUUGUGUUAACAUUAUAAUAGUGAUAGGAUUGUUUGUAUUUUACGAUUCUCGUUGGUUAAAAAAAGCUUAUUAUUAAUUAUUUGUUGACAAAAACUACUCAAAAUGGAGUAUAAUCUCUUUAGGAAAUGUUUCUGUUACAGUGAAGAAAAGUUCUGUCUGCUUUUCUUCACCAUGUCAUGUCUGUGGCAGUGGUAAACUUAUGAUUCGGGUUUUUACAAUUUUUCACUUGAUUUCUCAUCAUAUCAUUUAUUUUCUGGAUAAUCACCUGAAAAGUCUUCAGUCUAUACCUUGAAGACCACACUUUACACCUUUGUCUAAUGUCAUGAUUACUCAUAACUUUUGUCUCUUCAUUCUCGCUAGAGCUAAUCAGUAGAAAAUAUUGUUCAGAGAAUAUGCAACACAUUUGUAAAGGCUGGCUUUGGACCAUUUAAGAUGAUGGAAUAUCAAGUCUAAUGUUAUUUGUGUCUCAUUUACUGAACUCAUGUGAGGUUUCAUCAUGGAAUUGUAACAGGUUUCUAAGUGACGUGUUUAGAUGCAUUAUUUUUCAUCAUUUUUAGUUUAAUAAAAAAAUGUGUGAAAUACCAAAA